GUUAUCGAUGACGGUCGUAGAAUAUAACAAAUUCCCUCAAUUUACCUAAAUUGUACUGCAUUGUUGCGAUGCUAUUGUCAGAGGAUCGCUUGGAGCACUACAAAACCAGUUUGGAGCAGCAGUUAAAGCAUUUGGCCACCACCAUAAGGAGCUAUCUAUGCCUUAAGUCUGCGACGACGCCUCAAUUGUCGAACCAAGCGAAUCGGUUGUGGGAAUUGGGCCAACGUUAUCGACUGGUCACGGGUUCCAAUCAAGUUGCCACAUUUGCGCUUCUUUCGGUGUGCCACGAUGUUUACCGUAGCCUGCAGGACAGCAUAUCGAAACUGGUUUCCGAGCUAGGGCAGAUAUCCGCCCAAGUAACUGACUUCGAGAUUGAGUGCCUGCACCUAUGUAAUGAGCAGCAGCAAACCAAAACACCUGCAGCAUUGACAGAAUUCAGAAAUUUCCUGGAGGAAUCGCUGAAACUGCUGCAGAACCAGGUUAAAUACCUAGAGCUUCAUCUUAGUCAGCUGCAACCCAAGUUUUCCGCACCCGAAUCCUCGUUGGAGUCCUUCAAAUCCGAUCUCCAACUGCCGGAACCUGCAGAAGCACGCAUUACCCUUGGAUUGGCCAAAAUAGAGAGACUGUCCAGUUUUCCGCUGACUUUGUAGGGAAAAUUAGGCUUAAGGAAUAUAGAAACAUAUGCACCUCAGUGGUUUUAAACCAUAAUUUGCUAUACAAUGUUUUAUAUAUUAACUAACUGAGCUAUUGACUUUUAUUAUAAAAAUGUUACGUAUAUUUUCUGUGCAGCUCCAGCAGUUCAAAUAUUUAAACUAUUUUUUAUAC
Drosophila melanogaster (fruit fly) is the source of this 825-nucleotide messenger RNA. RefSeq lists its product as uncharacterized. The transcript has 3 exons. The record is from RefSeq and is marked reviewed. Bases 69 to 650 code for a protein of 193 amino acids. NCBI's taxonomy places the organism in Eukaryota, Metazoa, Arthropoda, Insecta, Diptera, Drosophilidae.